UCGACGUGUACAUGGGUACAGCGUAUGUGCAAUUCUUAAAAACGCGCCAAGCAGGGGGCGAUUCCGCACUUUCACCCGCACAUUACUCGAUUUUUAAUGCUAAUUUAGCAAUAUAACAGAACCAAAUUAGCAGUCAGAUACCAAACGAAUAUAAACACGUCUUAAUCCCGCUUUUUUCCAUAUAUUGUCCUUUUCUUCUUAGCGCCUAUUCCUCACAUGAUAUUUAGUUCCGUUGGCAUGAUGAAAUGUCAGCGAAGUUGGCGCAAUCAAGGCUGUUCUCCGGAGAAUAUCCGAGUAUCAUUUAAUUUUUUUUAAAGCUUUUUGUUUUCCUUUGGCAAUAAGGGCCCAGCGUUUCCGAUAAUCGGUAAUGUUUACGUAUGCAGUGAAUAAUGAGUGCGCCUGGCAACUUAAUAUCAAGUUUUUUUUUUUCCUUUUUCUUGUGCACCAUACUGUUUCGAAAAUCGUGUCUGCUGAAAUAUGGAAUUUAUUAGAAUUUUUAGAAAAUUAAAACUUUAUGUAAUCGCAAUGUAACAUAUGUAAAAACUCGUAUUUAAGCAUGGCUUUACAAUCGAGUAGGAAAUCAUGUGUGUGUGAAAUAAAUUUUUAAUGAAAUCUUACUGAAAGUGGGUGCAAGUUUAUAUCAAACAGCCGAUACUAUGCAUGUGCAGUAUGUGCUAAUAUUUUUAUAAAAAUAAUUACGUGUGUUUAAGCAAGAUAUCAAAGCUAGUGUGAAGCAGCCAAAAACUAUUCUUGAGUUUACAAAAGUAAAAUUGUUGUUAACUCAAUCCUUCUAUAUCCAUGCGGAAUGUGAAUAUUGUCUCUUAUGCAUCAAGGUAUAUGAUAUCGCCGUAAUCAGUAUACAAUUCUCUGUAUAGGAAGGAAAGUCCAUACCUAGAAGGUAUUAAUUGAAUCAUUUGAGAAAAACACUUUUAAACGAUACAGGUAUAUCCAUAGAGGACAGAAACCUCAUGUGUGAAGUACAUAAUCAGUCAUUUAAACUAAAUGACACUUUCAAUGAGCAAAUGUUUAUUCACACGCAAGAGAAACCUCAUGUAUGUGAGGUAUGUAGCAAGUCAUUCAGACAAAAGUGCGAUUUAAACAAACAUAUGCUUAUUCACACAAGAGAGAAACGUCAUGUGUGUGAUGUAUGUAACAAGUCAUUCAGCCGAAAAGAUCAUUUAAAUGAGCAUAAGCGUAUUCACACAAGAGAGAAACCUCAUGUAUGUGAGCUAUGUAACAAAUCAUUCAAACGAAAGUAUGAUUUAUUUGAGCAUACGUUUAUUCACACAGGAGAGAAACCUCAUGUGUGUGAGGUGUGUAAUAAAUCCUUCAGACAAAAGCGAGAUUUAAACAAGCAUGUGCUUAUUCACACAGAAGAGAAACCUCAUGUUUGUGUGGUGUGUAACAAAUCAUUCAGAGUAAAGAGUCAUUUAAAUAAGCAUAUGCUUAUUCACACAGGUGAGAAACCUCAUGUGUGUGAGAUAUGUAGUAAAUCGUUCACACAAAAGGAUCAUUUAAACGACCAUAUACUUGGUCACACAAGAGAAAAACCUAACAUAUGUGAGGUAUGUAACAAAUCAUUCAGACGAAAGUAUGAUUUAAAUGAGCAUAUGCUUAUUCAUACAGGACAAAAACCUCAUGUGUGUGAGGUAUGUAACAUAUCAUUUAGAGUAAAACGUGACUUAAACAGGCAUGUGCUGAAUCACACAGGAAAGAAACUGUGAGAUAUAUGUGUAACAAUACUCUCUGACAAAAGAAGAAUUUGAAGGAACAUACCUAUUCAUUAUAGCUUGAGAGAAACAUUAUUAAGUAAUUUUACAUGUCUGUGCUAUCCCAUAAGAAGUUGUUCGAUAAAGUAAAGAAACCACAUAACAUGAAAUUUGCAACUUGUCCCCUUCAGCACACGCACAUCAUUGUGCUACGUUACUACAUGCAACAGGACAAGUUUUACCCCAGUAUUUGUUGUUCAGAGUCCUCCCCUCAACAUAUAAAUAAACACAUUUUCAUUUCUUUUUUUAA
Stegodyphus dumicola is the source of this 2019-nucleotide messenger RNA. RefSeq lists its product as uncharacterized. Gene Ontology annotation, biological process: regulation of transcription by RNA polymerase II. The record is from RefSeq and is a predicted model, not a curated record. Gene Ontology annotation, cellular component: nucleus. NCBI's taxonomy places the organism in Eukaryota, Metazoa, Arthropoda, Arachnida, Araneae, Eresidae. Gene Ontology annotation, molecular function: RNA polymerase II transcription regulatory region sequence-specific DNA binding; DNA-binding transcription factor activity, RNA polymerase II-specific.